This is a messenger RNA of Drosophila bipectinata, 736 nucleotides long. Its product is annotated as cytokine-dependent hematopoietic cell linker. Lineage: Eukaryota; Metazoa; Arthropoda; Insecta; Diptera; Drosophilidae. The record is from RefSeq and is a predicted model, not a curated record. Gene Ontology annotation, biological process: cell surface receptor protein tyrosine kinase signaling pathway; intracellular signal transduction.
UGCGAAACAUGUGCGACUGGAGCGACGGUCCCACUGAUCCGUAUAAUCCAAGGGGAUACCAUAGAGGAUUAAAUUCUCUUGCAAUAAAUUGCUUUGAUUGAUUGGCGCCACCAUGUGUUGUUGGUGUGCACGUGUCUACUGGACCGUUCUCCACAAUCUUCUGGCCCGGUGGUUAGAUGGCCUAAUCGAUUUGAGCAAAUUCCGUUGCCGCCUGAGAGCUCCCUUCUUGUGCGGCUGCUGUGCGGACUAUCAGCGGCAGUCGAGCGCCGAAGAUGAUGACGUCGCGGCCACCGAACGGGUUUCCAGCACCAAUGACGAUCCACCGCCCCACCAGCUCCAACACGAUUACGUCAUAGUGGACGAUGCCGAUGCCAACUAUGUGGAGAUUGAGGAGAGGAAUGUGGAAACGGAACAGUACUACUUCACCGUGGAUCGACACACGGCGGAGCGAAUGCUCAACGGCCGUGAAGAUGGCUCCUGUCUAGUCCGCCCCUUCAGGGCCCCCGACGAAUGCAUCCGGUAUAUAGUCAGCAUCUGGUCAGCAGAUCAGUUCUUUCACCUCUUCGUGCGACAGCUCGAUAGGAGACAACGCUAUGCCAUUGGCCAGAAGAAGCCACGAGAGCGCUACUUCACUUCCCCGUCGGAGAUUAUUGAAUUCUACUCUGAACACCCGCUCUUGUGCACCAACAAAGUCCGGACCCAGUGCGUCCAGUUACGGCCUAUUAGUUACGCUUAG